Messenger RNA from Drosophila sulfurigaster albostrigata, 4698 nucleotides. It is a transcript of the gene p130CAS, whose product is annotated as enhancer of filamentation 1. Gene Ontology annotation, cellular component: cytoplasm; plasma membrane. The record is from RefSeq and is a predicted model, not a curated record. Gene Ontology annotation, molecular function: protein binding. NCBI's taxonomy places the organism in Eukaryota, Metazoa, Arthropoda, Insecta, Diptera, Drosophilidae. Gene Ontology annotation, biological process: cell surface receptor protein tyrosine kinase signaling pathway; cell migration.
AGAUAUAUGUAUACGGACUGUAUAUCUGUUUUAUACUAGUUAUCGCAGUCACACAGUGUUUAAAUUGCCAAAAGCUAAUUACGAGCAUGUCCGUUGCACAACAACACGAAACGCGAUUGCCAUCAAUGGACUGCCAAAGUGAAAAUCGAGUACCAGAAAACUCAAUUAGGCAUGUUGCAAAAACACAGACAUUGGCAGCGGCAUCAGUAACCAAACCGCAGCUAACACCGGCUGGAGCUGCAGUUGGAGCUGGAGCAGCUGCAGUAACAUCGCCGGCAACAACAACUGUGGCCAAACAGCAGCAGCAGUCGCAGUCGCAACAGCAGCCGCAGACGCAGUACGUCAUAAAUUCAGCGCCAAUGCACGCCAAGGCGACCACCGCGGGGGUCAUCACUGGCGGUACGCUACAUCUGCAUCGAGUGAAAAGUGCGCAGAAACUUUAUGCAAAGGCCAUUUAUGAUAAUUAUGCGGAUACACAAGACGAGCUGCCCUUCAAAAAGGGCGACAUUCUCACAGUCAUCGAACAGGACACCGAAGGCAUCGAGGGCUGGUGGCUUUGCUCACUGCGCAACCAACAGGGUCUUUGUCCGGGCAACCGGUUACGCAUCUUGAACUCUUACGAUUCGGGCUGCUUCUCGCCAUCGCCGGCGAGUUCACCGAUUCCAUCGCUGGCAGCGAGCACAGCGACAUUGAACAGUUCCAUCUGCUCGGCGGAGAUCUAUGAGAAUGGUUCCAUCAUCAGUGCGAGCACGGGAGCUGGUCACCACAACAAUGCCGACACAUCCUCCACAUCGUCGAGCCAGAGCAGCUCGAAUUCCUGUCAGGGCCGCGGGGCACGCAGAUCGUGGCAUGUAUCGCCCAACAAGGUCAUAACGCCACAGCGGCACGGAGAUGUGUACAUCUAUAACAGUUCGCCCAGCUCCUUGACGGGCACACCGCGUUCACCUCACCCGCAAACGCACCCGCAGCAAACAUUGCAGUCGCAACAGAUCUACAGCAACCAAAGCAUCUAUCAGAACCUCGGCAUGAUGGGCACCCCCCACCAAGGCAGCGGAGCUGGCAACGAAUUCGAGACCUACGACAUACCCAAGCCAGCCACGCCCGUGCAACUCAACUACGACGGAACCGCGCGAGUUGUGCGCACUCCCACCUCCGGCUCAGCGUUGGGUGCUCGCUUCGAUUCACUGAAGAGCGUCGCCGCCUCCAUGUCCAUCGAGGAGGAGUCCUACGAUGUGCCACGUCCCCUGCUGCAACAGCAACAACAACAACAGCAGCAGCCGCAUUCAACGCUAACGCCCAGCAGCUCAGCAUCGUCGCUGCUGACCAGCGAUAGCCUCUCGCUGAGCUUCUCCAGCUCGAAUCGCAGCUCGCUGGCCAACAUGCCCGACUACGAUAUCCCGCGUCGCAAUCCGCUGCCAGUGCGUCCGCAUCCGCGUCCGCAUGCCAGCACCUAUGACUUCUCGUUGCCCCCACUUCUAGAACAGGAGCAGCAGCAACAGCAACAACGUUCGCUGCCCAUGCCGGUGACGGCGACCAAAGAGCUGCCCCUGGAGCUGAACUCGGCGCUGGAAACGCUGGCAAAACUGCAGUCACAGACGACGAUGGCCAUCACCCGACUGCUCAGCCAUGUGGUGCCACAUUGGCGCACACGGGCUCAACUUGAACCGAAUAUAAUGGAACUGAAACUGGAUGCACUGCGUCUGCGUACCGCGCUCCACGAUCUCGCGGAGUUUGGCGAGGGAGCGCUAGGAAAUGCUCAGCGAUCGGAGGAUCGCAAUCUAGCGCUGAAGCUGCGUCCUUUGGUCCGUGCUUUGCGCGAUGCCAACAAACUGAUACACGACACCUCCGAGGCUCUGGAUGCGGCUCCGGGUGGCGGUUGGUCAGUGGAGCAGCUGGCGCGCAGUGAUGACAAGCAGGGCUGUCGACCGCCCGAUAGUCUCGAUCAGUUGAUGGCCUGUGCCCAGACACUCACCGAGGAUGUGCGCUCCACCACCAGCUUUAUACAGGGCAAUGCUUCGCUGUUGUUCAAGCGUCAGCUGCCCACCACGGAGCAACUGAGUCAGAAUGGCGGAGCCAGGGAUAGCAGCGGCAGUCGCAGCAGUGCCGAGUGGCUGGAGGAUUACGACUAUGUGGCCUUUGAGUCGAAGGAUGCGGCAGCCAAGAAGAAUCAGGCACUACGCGAUGCCAUUCCCGCUGGCAUGAAGACGCAGUUCGAUAGCGCGCUAAAGAUUGCCGAGACAAAUGCCGCCGCCACGACCAUGCCCACAACGCCCACGACGCCAAGUGUGACGUUGCCCUGCAAGUCGCCAGAGAUGACCGACAAGGAUAAGAAGCUGGUGCGCUACUAUGCCCAACAGAUCUCCACGCACAUGGGCAAUCUGCUGCAGGCCAUCGAUUCGUUCCUCGAGACGGUGGAGAAGAAUCAGCCGCCGAAGUAUUUCAUUGCCUAUGGCAAAUUUGUGGUGGUCAGUGCACACAAUCUGGUCACCAUUGGCGACAAUGUGCAUCGCAACAUUUCGAAAGAGGCGCUGCGCGAGAAGAUCCUGCACUGCACCAACGAUCUCUCCGAAGCCCUCAAGACCUGUGUGCUCAAGUCGAAGAAGGCGGCAGCGCAUUUUCCCAGCGGCACUGCGGUCCAGGAAAUGGUUGAUUCCGUGGUGAAUAUCAAUGUUCUGGCACGUGCCCUCAAAUCGGUGAUGCUACAGGCCGUGCAGCUCUCGGUCGGAGACGGAGCCUAAACACACUAAACUGAGCAUGAACACACACAGUAUUCGGAGUUUGGGCUUUUAAAGUCUUCCAGGCUGUUCCUUAACCGGUUAGCACGACGCUUCGUCUAUGCAAUAAUAAUUAUAAUGAUGAUUUUCCAUCGGCAUUUAUAUCCACAUCUAUACAUUUGGCAUAUCUUCCGUAACGAUCCGCCUCGAUCUGCGGCUAUAUAUAUAAUUUGCAUUGUGAUAUUUUUGAGCAAACAUCAGAAAAUGCACACGGCUUCAGCUCCCAUUAUUACCCAGGAUCGUGGAAAGGACUCACACGAUCUCCACAGCAAAAAAAAGAAAAAAAAACAACAAUGUAGAAGCAACAACUGAAACUAUCUAUUGUACGAUUACGUCUUAGUUAUAUAUAAUAUAUAAAGUUAUUUGUAUUUGUAAGAUCAAACCAAGUCAGCGCAUUAGUUUUAGCCACAUCUAUGUAAAUAGCCACUCUGUAGGUUUUUUGUACAUUUUGUAUUUGUAAUUUCCCUGCAAAUCAUGUUGUAUCAGUGAAGCAUUUCGGCAGAUUAUAAUAUUUGAGAGUAUGUAAAAUGUAUAACGUAGAUAUGUAGCUUUACGCAUAUACAUCUUUUAUAAUCGCAUACUAUAACACUAUACGCAUAUAGCAUUAAUAUAUACACAUACAUAUAUUUGCAUAGUCAAGAAAAAUCUGUAAGAUUUGCAAUAAACUUUUUAUGAUUUUCGCAAGGCAUUAGUCAGCAAUAUAAGAAUAUAAAUACAACAAAUAAUUAGCCAUACUGUUCUAUUGUAUGUAACUAAUAAUAAUUACUUCGCGGUUGUAGUGUUUCAUCCCAAUCGCAGACUAUAAAUUAUAAUAAAAUAAAAUAUAUGAAAACAAUUUAUCACAUGUUUUUAUUUCGAUUUAAAAUUUGAAUUUAAAAACGAUUUACUUUUAUAACAAUCAAUUUGUAAUAUCGAUAUAACACAUCAAUCGUUUUUGCCAUCCCUGUAAUUGGGAUCAUCGAUUGCAACUAUCGCACAUGAGCGAUACAUUCAGCAGAGAGCUCACGAAAAUAAUUUGGCGCAAUAAUCGAAAUAGUUUCAAGUACAUAUAUACAUACAAGAGAUAAAAUCACACCAUUAUAGACUAGUCUGUGCCAUUGUCGACAUUUAAACUGCAAUUCUUUGUGUUUUCUACUGAAGUGCGAUGGACGUGACCUGUGUUUGUUGUAGAUGUGGAACUCUUCAAGCGGGUGCUACGGCUACUUUAUGCCUUCCGGUGACAGGCACUCAAAACUCUUUUCAUUGUCAUUGCUUUUGUUGUGCACAGCCUCCGCGAAUGAAAUGUUUCUACUGCAACACGCCGCGUGAUCUUGGACCACUGGAGUCCCAUGGCGCUUGUCUACCCGAUAAGCUCCAUGUGUUUGUCAACACGGAGCAAUGGCCACCGUUUCAAGUUCACACACCACAGCCACCACUUAUUGGCAUGGUUGUCACCCUUGGCAAUGCACAGGAAAUACAACAGUUGCCUGAUAACGUUGAUGACGAUAAUGAAGUCCAUGAAAUGGAAGAAACUGAUUACAUCGAGGAGGAAGAUGACUUUAACACAAUGCAUGCCAUUGGAAUAGUCAAAACUGAAUUACAAGAAUCGGCUGGGGAUGUGAAACCCCGUAUAUCAACCAAAUCCAAAUGGGUGUCCAUUGGUGACAUACGCAAGUGGACGAGUUGCAUUCGCUGUGGCAUGGUGAAAAUCAAAUCGGAUGGUUGGAUUAAACAUGCACAAAAGUGUGGACAGGAUCCAAAAUUUGCAAGCCGCAAAUUCUUCAUCUUUUUGCACACUCUGUCUUGGUGCAACACUUUGGUGAAUGACAAUUUUUGGGAACAGCACUCCAACGCCGUGAAUGGCAAAUGCAAUGUAUGCCGUUCAAGCCGUUUAAACAAAGAGCCGUUGCCAUAUCAGCCAAAGCCGCCAACACGUAAAAACGAA